Molecule: messenger RNA, 4273 nt
Organism: Drosophila sechellia
Lineage: Eukaryota; Metazoa; Arthropoda; Insecta; Diptera; Drosophilidae
Product: thyroid receptor-interacting protein 11-like
Source: RefSeq, a predicted model, not a curated record
AUAAGCCCAGCCCAACCAUACAUACUAACAUAAUUAACAUAAUUAACAUAACUGCCUGGCGAAUCACCAGUGGUCAACUCAUCCACAUCCCUUCCCCAUUACAAUGAGUGCCAGACUGACCUAUUACCCGGUGGAAAAAAGAAAGAAGGAGCCAUCUUCCGUCGAGGUGACCCAGUCGCGCAGAAACAUUAAGACGCUGGGCUCCGCACAUAAGGCGAAGUCGAAGGAGAUCAACCGACCAGAGUCUAUUGCUUCUACUCCUGCAGCAGCUGCUCCUCCUGCUGCUGCUCCUGCUCCUGGUGCACAGCGAAAAUCUGUGCACAAAUGCCGACUCAACAAUGCAGCAAUCCAACGGGAAUUGGAUGCCGUGGCGACCGCGGCCGCGGCAGCCGUGAGUCGCUGGAAGAAAAGCCCCGGGCAACCGCAGGGACAGUCUCAAGGCAAAUUCCACACCAAAGCGAAAUCCCCUGCUCAGACUGCGAUUCAGACCCAGAAAGACAACAUCAAAGAUAGCCCCCCGAGGAUGAGGCAAAAGUCCCGGAGCCAGAUGGAUGCUAAAGCGCCUAUUCCACAGAAUCGGUACUCAAACAAGAUGUGCCAAGAGAAGAAAUCCAAAGAGAAACACCACAGCAUGCUCUGCAUCACAAGAGAUACGUUUCCCUCAGAUGCGAAGCAUCGCCAACAGAUGGAGAUUCUUCAGAGGGAGGAAAGUCGGCAGAUGAAACAGGAGCUCGAGCUACAGGACAACCAGCGCCCCCGCAUUGAGGCGGAGAGCGAUCCGAAAAAGCUGAUCGGAUCGGCGCAUUCUGCCAUUCAGACCCAGAAGGACAACAUCAAAGAUAGCCCCCCGAGGAUGAGGCAAAAGUCCCGGAGCCAGAUGGAUGCUAAAGCGCCUAUUCCACAGAAUCGGUACUCAAACAAGAUGUGCCAAGAGAAGAAAUCCAAAGAGAAACACCACAGCAUGCUCUGCAUCACAAGAGAUACGUUUCCCUCAGAUGCGAAGCAUCGCCAACAGAUGGAGAUUCUUCAGAGGGAGGAAAGUCGGCAGAUGAAACAGGAGCUCGAGCUACAGGACAACCAGCGCCCCCGCAUUGAGGCGGAGAGCGAUCCGAAAAAGCUGAUCGGAUCGGCGCAUUCUGCCAUUCAGACCCAGAAGGACAACAUCAAAGAUAGCCCCCCGAGGAUGAGGCAAAAGUCCCGGAGCCAGAUGGAUGCUAAAGCGCCUAUUCCACAGAACCGGUACUCAAACAAGAUGUGCCAAGAGAAGAAAUCCAAAGAGAAACACCACAGCAUGCUCUGCAUCACAAGAGAUACGUUUCCCUCAGAUGCGAAGCAUCGCCAACAGAUGGAGAUUCUUCAGAGAGAGGAAGGGCGGCAGAUGAAACAGGAGCUCGACCUAAAGGACAACCAGCGCCGCCGCAUUGAGGCGGAGAGCGAUCCGAAAAAGCUGAUCGGAUCGGCGCAUUCUGCCAUUCAGACCCAGAAGGACAACAUCAAAGAUAGCCCCCCGAGGAUGAGGCAAAAGUCCCGGAGCCAGAUGGAUGCUAAAGCGCCUAUUCCACAGAAUCGGUUCUCAAACAAGAUGUGGCAAGAGAAGAAAUCCAAAGAGAAACACCACAGCAUGAUCUGCAUCACAAGGAAUACGUUUCCCUCAGAUGCGAAGCAUCGCCAACAGAUGGAGAUUCUUCAGAGGGAGGAAAGUCGGCAGAUGAAACAGGAGCUCGAGCUACAGGACAACCAGCGCCCCCGCAUUGAGGCGGAGAACGAUCCCUUGAAGGAGACAACUGAACAGGAGUCCAAGACGAUCAAGGAAAUAGAACGAAAGGUGUGUGAGCAUACUGAGAAGAAGGCGGAUGAAUCGUUGUCCAAGGGUGAGCAUAAUGAUUCGACCACCUAUGCGAACGUUAGCUUCCACUCGAAAAAGCUGAUCGGAUCGGCGCAUUCUGCCAUUCAGACCCAGAAGGACAACAUCAAAGAUAGCCCCCCGAGGAUGAGGCAAAAGUCCCGGAGCCAGAUGGAUGCUAAAGCGCCUAUUCCACAGAAUCGGUACUCAAACAAGAUGUGGCAAGAGAAGAAAUCCAAAGAGAAACACCACAGCAUGAUCUGCAUCACAAGGAAUACGUUUCCCUCAGAUGCGAAGCAUCGCCAACAGAUGGAGAUUCUUCAGAGGGAGGAAAGUCGGCAGAUGAAACAGGAGCUCGAGCUACAGGACAACCAGCGCCCCCGCAUUGAGGCGGAGAACGAUCCCUUGAAGGAGACAACUGAACAGGAGUCCAAGACGAUCAAGGAAAUAGAACGAAAGGUGUGUGAGCAUACUGAGAAGAAGGCGGAUGAAUCGUUGUCCAAGGGUGAGCAUAAUGAUUCGACCACCUAUGCGAACGUUAGCUUCCACUCGAAAAAGCUGAUCGGAUCGGCGCAUUCUGCCAUUCAGACCCAGAAGGACAACAUCAAAGAUAGCCCGAGGAUGAGGCAAAAGUCCCGGAGCCAGAUGGAUGCUAAAGCGCCUAUUCCACAGAAUCGGUACUCAAACAAGAUGUGCCAAGAGAAGAAAUCCAAAGAGAAACACCACAGCAUGAUCUGCAUCACAAGGAAUACGUUUCCCUCAGAUGCGAAGCAUCGCCAACAGAUGGAGAUUCUUCAGAGGGAGGAAAGUCGGCAGAUGAAACAGGAGCUCGAGCUACAGGACAACCAGCGCCCCCGCAUUGAGGCGGAGAGCGAUCCGAAAAAGCUGAUCGGAUCGGCGCAUUCUGCCAUUCAGACCCAGAAGGACAACAUCAAAGAUAGCCCCCCGAGGAUGAGGCAAAAGUCCCGGAGCCAGAUGGAUGCUAAAGCGCCUAUUCCACAGAAUCGGUACUCAAACAAGAUGUGCCAAGAGAAGAAAUCCAAAGAGAAACACCACAGCAUGCUCUGCAUCACAAGAGAUACGUUUCCCUCAGAUGCGAAGCAUCGCCAACAGAUGGAGAUUCUUCAGAGGGAGGAAAGUCGGCAGAUGAAACAGGAGCUCGAGCUAAAGGACACCCAGCGCCGCCGCAUUGAGGCGGAGAGCGAUCCGAAAAAGCUGAUCGGAUCGGCGCAUUCUGACAUUCAGACCCAGAAGGACAACAUCAAAGAUAGCCCCCCAAAGAUGAGGCAAAAGUCCCAGAGCCAGAUGGAUGCUAAAGGGCCUAUUCCACAGAAUCGGUACUCAAACAAGAUGUGCCAAGAGAAGGAAUCCAAAGAGAAACACCACAGCAUGAUCUGCAUCACAAGGGAUACGUUUCCCUUAGAUGCGAUGCAUCGCCUACGGAUGGUGAUUCUUCAGAGGGAGGAAGAGCGGCAGAUGAAACAGGAGCUCGAGCUAAAGGACAACCAGCGCCGCCGCAUUGAGGCGGAGAGCGAUCCGAAAAAGCUGAUCGGAUCGGCGCAUUCUGACAUUCAGACCCAGAAGGACAACAUCAAAGAUAGCCCCCCAAAGAUGAGGCAAAAGUCCCAGAGCCAGAUGGAUGCUAAAGGGCCUAUUCCACAGAAUCGGUACUCAAACAAGAUGUGCCAAGAGAAGGAAUCCAAAGAGAAACACCACAGCAUGAUCUGCAUCACAAGGGAUACGUUUCCCUUAGAUGCGAUGCAUCGCCUACGGAUGGUGAUUCUUCAGAGGGAGGAAGAGCGGCAGAUGAAACAGGAGCUCGAGCUAAAGGACACCCAGCGCCGCCGCAUUGAGGCGGAGAACGAUCCCUUGAAGGAGGCAACUGAACAGGAGUCCAUGACGAUCAAGGAAAUAGAACGAAAGGUGUGUGAGCAUACUGAGAAGAAGGCGGAUGAAUCGUUGUCCAAGGGUCAGCAUAAUGAUUCGACCACCUAUGCGAACGUUAGCUUCCACUCGAAAAAGCUGAUCGGAUUGGAGCAUUCCCCGGGGCAGGACAACGACAGCAAGAUUGCCGACUACUUUCUCAAAUCCACCCCCCCGAAGCAGAUUUGUGAAGAUCUGGAGCGAGCGAAUGAACUUAAUCGGGGGCACGACCGCAUAUACGAGUUGUUUUGGUUGGAGGAGCGCAGGGAGGAGGAAAAAUAUCGCCGGAUGUUGGCCCAGAAUGACCAAGAAGAACUCCCAGUUCACAGCUGCGGGUCGUGCCGCCAUCGCCACCACAAACACAACCACAAUGCUCGCUUUGAUAACUUGAGGCCCACGGAGGACGACAUUCAGGAGGCGGACUCAUCGCCGGAGAGCAACUGAUAUGUCCUUGAAUAUUUGUCCCAGUCUUGACGCAAUAUACAUACAUAUAUUUUGAAACGCGAA